AUGAGCGGAGGAGGCUCGUCCUCCGGGAACGGGCGACGGCGCACCACGCGGACGUCCGGCGAGCCCACCUCAGGCCGAGCCGUGGCGGCAGCGGCCAAAAAGCUGCGUGACUUGCAGCGGCGGCUGAAGUUCCGAGGGUGCCUCGCACCCUCCGUCUUUGAGGCGCCGUUCGAGGAGGCGGCGGUGGAGUCGCUCUACCGUGACCUCGCCGCGCGGUUCCGGCUCGCCAGGCAGACGCUGCUGGCGGUGUGGCUUGCGGCGGUGACGGCCGCCUCGGCGGGACUCUUUGUCGGCGGCGCGGCGCUGGGCAGCAGCGCGCAGCACGGGCUGCUCUGGGGGGCGGUGGGAGCGAGCGGCGUGCUGCUCUUCGCGCUGUGGACUUGCGUCGAGGCGGACAGACUCGCGCGGCGGCUGCUCUGGAGCGGGACACAGGCCACGCCUCCCCGGAUCUCCCCAGAUCUCCCCAGAUCUCCCCAGAUCUCCCCAGAUCUCCCCAGGCCUAGAGGAGCGGAGUGCGUAUUCUCGUCUCCCAACCAGCGCUCUCGACAGGGCGCGUACUCCGCCGUAUCCACUGUCCUCGUCGCCCCUUCCGCACCGUCUCCCCGCCCCGAGGCUCCCUUCCUCCCGCGCAAGCAGGAGCCGAACCUCGCCAUCGCCCUCGCGCUGUCGGGUCGGACCACCGACUGGGACGCCGUCAAGCGAGCCGCCACCCGGCUCCGCCACCGCGACUACGGCUUGCGCGACUACUACGUCGACGUGCGGCAGGCUUCUCUGACACUUCCUAGACACUUCCUAGACACUUCCUAG
Emiliania huxleyi CCMP1516 is the source of this 807-nucleotide messenger RNA. RefSeq lists its product as hypothetical. The transcript is spliced from 2 exons. NCBI's taxonomy places the organism in Eukaryota, Haptophyta, Isochrysidales, Noelaerhabdaceae. Bases 1 to 807 code for a protein of 268 amino acids. The record is from RefSeq and is a predicted model, not a curated record.